AAGAAGAUCAACCCCAAGGAAGUGGCGCUGAAGAACAUGAUGAAGACCGUCAUUCGAGACAAGCGCAAGAUUGAAGAGACCAUCAUCAACCUGAACGAGUACAAGAAGGAAGCCCUCCACAAAACGUGGGUCAAGGUCAACGGUGACUUCGGGCAGAUCUUUGCCGAACUUCUUCCAGGCAGUUUCGCCAAGCUCGACCCCCCCGAGGGCAAGGACAUCACCGAUGGCUUGGAGGUCAAGGUGUCCCUGGGCAAGGUGUGGAAGCAGAGUCUCACGGAACUCAGUGGUGGUCAACGGUACGUUCCAGCUCGCUGUCCAGUACGCCGUUUUACAUGCUAAUAAUUCCGCGAUAGAUCUCUGAUUGCGCUUUCCUUGAUCAUGGCGCUCCUGCAAUUCAAACCCGCCCCGAUGUACAUCCUGGACGAAGUCGACGCCGCGCUGGAUCUAUCUCACACGCAGAACAUCGGUCGUCUGAUCAAGACCCGCUUCAAGGGGUCCCAGUUCAUCAUCGUCUCCCUCAAGGACGGCAUGUUCCAGAACGCGAACCGCAUCUUCCGGACGA
Molecule: messenger RNA, 562 nt
Organism: Aspergillus campestris IBT 28561
Lineage: Eukaryota; Fungi; Ascomycota; Eurotiomycetes; Eurotiales; Aspergillaceae
Product: condensin subunit SMC2
Exons: 2
Coding region: 37-339 (100 amino acids)
Source: RefSeq, a predicted model, not a curated record